AAAAAUAUGCAUAUAUUAGCUCAAAAUUUACGAAGAUACCUGCGUAAAGAUUUUGCCACCAACCUUAGAGUAUUAUCAACAGGUAAUAACGAUGCAGCACUAGGAACAAUAGCGGGGAUCCGAAAUUGGCAUGAAUGGUCUUGGCCUGAUAACGAGACUGAAGCAGGGUACAUUUAUGCAAGGUCUUUACCCGGAAUCGACUCCUGGAAAAAAUUCACACCUGAAAGUAUACAAAAAAUCAUCAAGAAACGUGUUAUAAAAAAACCAGAACCUACUAUCACUUCACAUAGCCAUCCAAGCAAAUCUUGGACUAUGCCAAUGCCAGAAAUUCAAGGUGACAAAAAUUUAUAA
This is a messenger RNA of Dentiscutata erythropus, 351 nucleotides long. Lineage: Eukaryota; Fungi; Glomeromycota; Glomeromycetes; Diversisporales; Gigasporaceae. The record is from the annotation of a GenBank genome assembly.